Exophiala xenobiotica is the source of this 1366-nucleotide messenger RNA. RefSeq lists its product as uncharacterized. The transcript has 4 exons. Gene Ontology annotation, molecular function: cellulase activity. Gene Ontology annotation, biological process: polysaccharide catabolic process. The coding region runs from base 244 to 1221 and encodes 325 amino acids. The record is from RefSeq and is a predicted model, not a curated record. NCBI's taxonomy places the organism in Eukaryota, Fungi, Ascomycota, Eurotiomycetes, Chaetothyriales, Herpotrichiellaceae.
AACCAAUAGCAGCUGGAUCCAUGCAUCGGAUUGCCCUUCGAGUCACCUUUGACAUCCUCUGAUGUCGCUGAUACCACAUCUUAUACUCUGAACGUCCCUGCGAUCGAUCUAGACCGACAUCAUGUCCCAUGGCAACAUCGCACGGCCUUCUUCGAUGACUUCAUCUGACAACAUGCAGUCCUUCGAAGUUUUCUUUUUCUCAAUCUUUGCUUCCAGGGAAGAGGCCGCGCACCCUGACUCGGAAUGUCAAUAUCAAAGGUGGCGUUGUUCUUGUUUGCAACCAUCACCGGCCAUGCCAUAGCCGAGUCGGUGACAAAAUGCGGGAACUACGGUGAUUCGAGCUACUACAACUCGACGACCUUACCAUAUGUUUUCUACAACAAUCCAUGGGGAAAUGACGGGUCUGGCUACUCGUGCAUAACGGUGAAAAAUAACGGUUCAGCAUUCGAUGCGACAUGGAAAUGGAUGAACAACUCCAAAGACGUCCAUGCUUACCCGCACUUCAAACUCGACUCGCCCUUGUACCCCCUGCCGCUCGGGGAGCUGUCCUCGAUCGACUUCUCCGGCAUGUUCAGCGUCAACGUGACAUCGGCAUACAACGAGAGCCAGGGACAACGCGUCCAAUCCCUCGACGACAGUGACGUGCAGUACAACAUUGCCCUGGACAUGUUCUUAGACUCCAACUCUACCGACGCAACGGGCCCUCUACCGCACUAUGAAAUCAUGAUUUGGCUCUCGUACUCCUUUGACGUGUACCCUGUGGGCAUAUCAACCUCGAGUCCCGACAAGCACCAGUUCAUCGUCGGCGACACAAGAUUUUUCCUCUUCCAUGGCAACAACACGCAGAAUCAAACUGUCUUUUCGUGGUUGCCCGAGACGAAUCUGACGGCCGUGGACGCCGACUACUCGUCUCUGAUUCACUAUCUGUGGCAAUUGGGAUUCAUGCCCAAGGACGUCUAUCUCGGCACACUGCAAUUCGGCACGGAAACAUUCCAUGCGACCAAUGAGGUGCUCUUCAAAGCGGCCAAUUAUUCGCUGGGCUUUUCGAGGAAUACUAGCGAGGUUUUCACCAAUUUGGAGAGCGUGAAGCCAGUAGCCGUCCCGACCCAGGUGCCAACCAUGGAUAGGUUCAAGACGAGUGAUGCAACAAAGCUAGGAAGCAUGGCUCUCGUGGUCUCGUCAGGGUGCAGUCUUGCUUUGGUCGCAUUUUGGUGGCUGUGAAAUUUCUUGAAGCCAGCUGCGGCCUUUCACGGCGCUUUAUUUCGUCGAGAUGUGAUUCCUAGAAGGAUUCCGAACCAUAGAACAAUCUCUGUGAAGUAGACUUCACUUGAGAGAUACUAUUAAAAAUUGUCAUUUGUGAUUCUUG